This is a messenger RNA of Electrophorus electricus (electric eel), 4444 nucleotides long. It is a transcript of the gene ankfn1b, whose product is annotated as ankyrin repeat and fibronectin type III domain containing 1b. Gene Ontology annotation, cellular component: spindle. Gene Ontology annotation, molecular function: protein binding. Gene Ontology annotation, biological process: signal transduction; regulation of establishment of bipolar cell polarity; establishment of mitotic spindle orientation. Lineage: Eukaryota; Metazoa; Chordata; Actinopteri; Gymnotiformes; Gymnotidae. The record is from RefSeq and is a predicted model, not a curated record.
GUGAAGUGCUAGAGGGAGGCAGUCCCAGCUUAACACAGGACCUGAUCAUCACACACACGUGUACGCGUGCCAACACACGCACGGCCUGUGGAAUGACGAGUUUUGGAAAACUUACGGACUACUUAACCCGCCGGCGUUCCAGGGAUGAACUGAUUAGCUGGAGGGAAGGCCGUCGCAGUGGAAGCUACUGCUGCACUGUAGCCGAGGCUAGGUCGUUGGAACGUCGGCUGCAGCGGCCCCUGCUGGCCAAGUCUAGAACUUUACCCAGCAUCCCUCAGUCCCCACUUAUCGGACGAGUGCAUCAGCACUCUCACGUCAUUCGUGGAAAUCCGCCCCACACACGCCUCCCUUCUAGCCCUGCCCACCUCAGCGCCUGCACAUUGCCCACUGCAGGUGACGCCUGGCAAUUGGAGGACGAUAAUGAGGGGGCGAGGCAUCGGGAAGGGCCGGGCGUUGUGGAGCCCCGCCCCCGGUCACAGUCUCCAUUCUCACACUUCCGUAGCCGGGCAGCAUAUCUAAGGAAGAGCGUCUCAGUUGAUGACCAGCUGGGUGGGUCAGAGUUUGACUCCGCCCAUACAGAAGGGAGGAGCUCCCGCAGUGGCAAAGGAAAACUGAAGAGAAAGUUUAGUCUUGGUUCUGCAGACAGAAAAGAAGCAAGGCAAAGAAGGGUGAACUCUGGCCUUGUGCGGUUGACGCAGCGUCUGUCUCUGAAGGACAGGCCGUGGAAGCAGGAGAAAAGCCUGCUGCGCUCAUCUCCCAUCUAUAGGAGGCGCUCUCUCAGUGUUGACUGGGUGGAGUCCAAGAUGGCUCAUCAGAUUCAGGAAACCCAGCCCCAAAUGACCCGGAAGUACCCGAAUGUUUCAGGCUCUUCUCCACCCAGCGCUGCGCGGCGUUUCUAUAGAAACCUGUCUGGGAAGUUCCGCACAGGGAACCCAGGACUGGAUGACCCAACUUCCGCAGCAGACAAGGAACCAGCGUGCAAGACCAGCGUGCAGCACAGUAGCAGGGCUCUAUUUGAGGCUGUGGAGCAGCAGGUCCUGGGCUCGGUGGAGUCUCUGCUCAGCAAGUUCACAGUGGAUGAGCUGGACUUGAACACACCCAACAGUGAAGGUCUUCUUCCUCUGGACAUCGCCAUCCUCACCAACAAUGCCCCUAUAGCCAAGACACUGCUCCGUGCAGGAGCUAAGGAGAGUCCUCACUUCGUGAGCCCAGAGGGGCGUGCUGCUCACCUAGCAGCCCUGGUACAGGAAGCAGAGCUUCGAGUGUCUGAGCUGACUGCCCAGGUAUCAGGGGAGGGGCCUGGAGCAGGGGAGGAGUCAGACAAAGAGAGACAGUUGAAGGGCUGGGAGUGGAGACUCCGUCUCUAUAAACGCAUGCAGACUGGAUGCACACAUGCCAGCCCCCCGGACCCCCCGAGCAGUGUGUGUGUGUGUGUCAGUAGCUGCUCCAGUCUGACUGUUCACUUCCAGGAGCCCCUCUGCCUCAAUGCCACUGUCGUCACCAAGUAUCGCGUGGUCUGGAGUUCCUCUCCAUCCUUUUCUCCACUGCUUGGUGAGAUUUUGAUUGAGGACAUGACACAGCUGCAGUGUGAAAUCACAGGCCUCCAAUCUGGUUUAUAUUACCAUGUUCAGGUGUUUGCAUACAACAUGAAGGGAUGGAGCUCACCUCAGAUAUCUGUACCUGCCUGUGCCACACCAUCUAGUUGGAGGGAUGUGGAUAGUCGUGCAAAACGACUGCAUGGCCUCACGGAGGCGCUAGAAGGAAUUCUGGGACAGAUUAAGGAGUUACACCAACAUUGCCUGUGUCACGAUCAGUGUAAGGGUCCUUCAAAUGUCAGGAAACACUCUGUUUCUAAAACCCUGAGGCAUCUCUUCCAACCUUCCAGCAAAUUCGUCAAAAAUCUGAAAAGGGGUUUGUAUGUGGCUUGUGUGUUCUACAGAGAGGACAAUAUUCUGGUCACAGCAGAGGAUCAGCUGCCUGUAGCAGAGGUGGACGAGUCUUACACCUCACGCACACAGGACUUCCUGUGGUUCACUAAGGUGACGUAUCUGUGGGAGGAGUUGACCUGGCUGCUGCAGUGUGUUAGCCCCACCCAGCUGUCCUGUUCCUGUACCCUACAGACACGCCUGAAAAUACUACAGACUCUCAGACAGCUACAGACUCUCCUGGGCACUCAGGACUUGGGUCAGGUGUAUGUGGAGCCUGAGAUGGACCAUCAUGGUAACACAGUGCUGGUGUUGAUUAAGGAGCUGAGAGACUGCUCUGGUCUAGAGGGGCUGCACUGGUCUCCCCUCAGCAGAGUCCAGCUACAGCACACACACCCACCCUCAGAGCACACUACAGCUACAGCACUGGACACACUCAUCACCACCCUGCACGAGAAGCUGACCUACCACAGGCGCUGUAGCAAGCAGUUGUCUCCAGGUCUGUAUCUGGGAUAUGUGAAGUUUUGCACCUCAGUGGAGCAGAUCAGAGUGCUGGUCUCCCACAAACUGCCCAACGUCUUCUGCCAUGUCAAAUUACGAGACAACAGCCAUGUCUCCAGGGAAGAGUGGCAGUGGUUGCGGUCAGUGAGAUCUCUGGAUGACACUCAGAAGCUGUGUGCUGACGAACAGAGUGCUCCACAUCGCCUCCUACUGGAGUUACGCCAUGCUGCCAAAGAGCUACUGAGGCACAUCAAUAUUCCAAACAAUCAGGCGCUGGACUUCCGUGUAUAUAUUCAGGAAGUGAUUGAGUUUGGGGAGGGUGUGUCCUUCCUGCUACUCCUUCCGCCAUGUGAGGAGGUGUGUACGCCCCCUGGACACAGCAGCCCCUACUCACCUCUGUCUGGAUCUUUCACCCUUCCGCUGCAGGUGUUUGAGCUGGUUAACUUCGAGACUUACUGCCCACGCUUCAUCAACCAGUACUGCCGUGCGUCGGCCAUCUUGGGUUUGGAAUCGCUCCUGUCCCAGCAGGCUUUGCGGGAGGCCUUCUCGGAGGCGGAGCUUCUCAGUGCUAAGCAGAAGCACCACAAGGUCCAGGAGCUCUUACAGCAAAUGGAGCAGGUUUGGCGGGAGGCGCGCUGGAUGGUACAGGUGUUACAGUGUGCUCGUUACAGACAGCAGCCUGCAGGUGUGAGUCUGAGCUCCAUCAUGGACUUCACCAAGGAGAGGGAACCUCCUCCACCUUCCACCUCCUCCCAGCUGGACUACCUCCCCUCACCCGGCCCCUCCCCCGACACGGGCCGCAAGCACCCCGAUGUACAUAGUUUAUCAGAUGAAGAUGAAGGCUCAUUGCAGGUCUUCCUCACUCCAGAGAGUGAUUACAGCUCCAGCAGGGACCAGACUCCCCCGGAUCCCGACCUACUGCCUCCAGAGUCUCCAUCACACACCUCUGCACACAUACACACCUCCACGUACUCACACACCACUGUCCACACUGACCCCAGUCAACCGGACGUGCUGCAGACAGGGGGUGGGAUCAGGACAGGGCUAGAGAUGAUCGAUAGUGAUUUCAUCCUACCAAGUCGUCAGAUUGAGCUGUUGCGCAUCACAGAGAAGAGAACAGCACUGUGUGUGCGUACCAGUAGCCUUGAGUACCCACCCCCUGUUUCUAUGGGAACGGUCUCACCAAAUGCCUCCCCACUGAAAAAGUGGACCUGCCCAUCUUCAGGCGGCUGCUGCUGCCCCCCCUCUGAGCCUGGCUUCCGCCCUGUCCGCACCCUGUCGGACCACAGCAGGACACAUCAUCUCUCUGCCCUCUCACCUAACACCCUCCGGUCCUGUUACACAACGCUGAGAGUUUACCCACAAUACCGCACAGGUCUGCCUAGGGAGACCAGUGUGAAGCUGCGUGUGACACUAGAGACACCUGCGAGGGAGAUGGUUCAUCUCGUGGUUCAGGAGAUAAACAGCAUAUGUGCGCAGCUCCGAAACACAGCGCAGCAGUGUGUGUGUACGACAGAAUCAUGCGCAGACCCAGCACAGGCAUGUGUGUGCGGUUCAGACAUGUGUGUGUACGGAGCGGAGCAGCUCCAACAUUUCGCCCUGGUUCUGGUGAUGGACGGCAGAGAGAGGUGGCUCCAGGAUGACCUUUGCCCUCUGACCCUGCAGAACCCCUGGACACAGGGCAAACUUUGUGUCCGCUUCAAACAGUAUUCCCCCCUCGCGCUGCAGAACAGCCACACUACCACCGUCUGACACACACACGCACACACACACACACACACACACGCACACACACACACACACACACACACACACACACACACACACACACACACACACACACACACACUAGCCGUUUAGUACACUGUGUCUCACAGUAAUGUAGCAGUAGGACUGGUUCCAGUCCAGAACACACCGAACAGACUGAACUGGAGGAAACCGAUCAGAACCAGCCAACAUGUCUACCUGACCUGACCUGACCUGACCUGACCUGACCUGACCUGACCUGACCUGGGCCU